Messenger RNA from Sorex araneus (European shrew), 1320 nucleotides. It is a transcript of the gene KCTD4, whose product is annotated as potassium channel tetramerization domain containing 4. Gene Ontology annotation, biological process: protein homooligomerization. Gene Ontology annotation, molecular function: protein binding. Lineage: Eukaryota; Metazoa; Chordata; Mammalia; Eulipotyphla; Soricidae. The record is from RefSeq and is a predicted model, not a curated record. The coding region runs from base 171 to 950 and encodes 259 amino acids. The transcript has a single exon.
AUAGCUGAUACGCCACCUACUGCAAAGCCGAGCUGCCAGCGCAGACGGUGCUGCCAGCAUUCCCAUUCCAGCACCAGGCUGGGGCUGAGUCAAGGCGUGUUCCUGUGCGCCCGUUUCUUUUUGGAAAAUCUCAAAGCCAAGGAACAGAAGCUGCAGCAGCAUUUUCAAAAAUGGAGCGUAAAUUGAACAGAAGAGAGAAAGAGAAGGAGUACGAAGGGAAACACAACAGCCUGGAAGAUGCUGAGCAAGGGAAGAACUGCAAGUCCACACUGAUGACCCUCAAUGUUGGUGGCUAUUUAUACAUUACGCAAAAACAGACCCUGACCAAGUAUCCGGACACUUUCCUUGAAGGUAUAGUAAAUGGGAAAAUCCUCUGUCCGUCUGACGCCGACGGUCAUUAUUUCAUAGACAGGGAUGGGCUCCUUUUCAGGCACGUCCUAAACUUCCUACGAAAUGGAGAACUUCUGCUGCCUGAAGGGUUUCGAGAAAAUCAACUUCUUGCACAAGAAGCAGAAUUCUUUCAGCUCAAGGGACUGGCAGAAGAAGUAAAAUCCAGGUGGGAAAAAGAACAGCUGACUCCUAGAGAGACCACUUUCUUGGAGAUAACCGAUAACCAUGACCGCUCGCAAGGACUGAGGAUCUUCUGUAACGCUCCUGACUUCAUCUCAAAGAUAAAGUCUCGUAUUGUCCUGGUGUCCAAAAGCAGGCUGGAUGGGUUUCCAGAGGAGUUUUCGAUAUCUUCAAAUAUCAUUCAAUUUAAGUACUUCAUAAAGUCUGAGAAUGGCACCAGACUUGUUCUAAAGGAAGACAACACCUUUGUUUGUACCUUGGAAACUCUGAAGUUUGAAGCUAUAAUGAUGGCCUUAAAGUGUGGGUUUAGACUGCUGACCAGCCUGGAUUGCUCCAAAGGGUCAAUUGUUCACAGCGAUGCACUUCAUUUUAUCAAGUAAUUACCUGUGUCAUGAACAAAGGCAACAAGCAUGCAGCCAGCAAGCUUCGAAAACGACAGCAUCAAAGGCAUCCCAAAUAAUGUGCCCAGCUCGCUCAUACUCAGAGCCCUGCUGCUAAUCAAUGACUGUGAGCUAAUGGUAUGUAAAUUCUAUUGCUAAAGAUGUCCUUCUGUGGGGUGUUCCUGCUGCACAGACUCAUAUACUGAAAUGAAAACAGUGGUCUUCUAUAUACUGCAAAUAAAGACUGAAUGCUUUGCUAUUUGCUUAUUUUUCCUUAAGCUGUUCUUUUAAUCAGAAUGUCUUGGGCACUUACACAAUGAACAAGCAUGUACGUUAUAUAUUGUUCAUUUAAGUAAAUGGUAAUAAAAUA